AAUUGGUUUCACCAAUGGCUUUUCGUAUGUUCCAUCUGGUUUUUACUUAUGUGCUCUCUAUGCCAUUUAUGAUUUUAGUAUCCCCAUCUGAAGUGGGCAACAUGAGCAUCCAUGAUUAUAUCAGUUACGUUAAUCCACCAGCUGUUCACAAUUACGAACAUGACAAUGGAGACAACAUACUCUGUGUAAAAUUUACUGAUCAAAUUUCCCUCCGCCCUGGAAAACAACAAUAUGGUUAUCAUAAGAAGAAUUCAAAUAUGGGCUGGAGGGAUACUCCAGCAGGGGAACCCUCUUCAAAUAUGUCAGGCAGUGGGCUUGGAAAAAGAUGUCCAGAAGGAACAGUCUCUGUUAUGGAGAUAAAGUACGAACAAGUGAAAGCUGCAGGAUCUGUUAAUAAGUUUCUGAGGAGAAAAUGAUAGAAUCGA
Cryptomeria japonica (Japanese cedar) is the source of this 425-nucleotide messenger RNA. RefSeq lists its product as uncharacterized. The transcript has 3 exons. The record is from RefSeq and is a predicted model, not a curated record. The coding region runs from base 15 to 416 and encodes 133 amino acids. NCBI's taxonomy places the organism in Eukaryota, Viridiplantae, Streptophyta, Pinopsida, Cupressales, Cupressaceae.